Nelumbo nucifera (sacred lotus) is the source of this 336-nucleotide messenger RNA. Its product is annotated as auxin-induced protein 15A-like. Lineage: Eukaryota; Viridiplantae; Streptophyta; Magnoliopsida; Proteales; Nelumbonaceae. Gene Ontology annotation, biological process: response to auxin. The record is from RefSeq and is a predicted model, not a curated record.
AUGGGUAUCCGCUUGCCUGAGAUCGUUGUUUAUGCCAAACAAGUCGUUCGAGGGCGAUGGUCGACUCACCUUCUGAUCAGUAGACACCAAUCGUCCUUACCUCCGGUGACAACCACACAGCAUGUCCCCAAGGGCCACUUCGCAGUUUAUGUUGGAGAUAAUAACCAGACCAAGAGGUUCGUGGUUUCCAUUUCUUACCUGAAGCACCCAUUGUUUCAGGACUUGUUGAGCCAGGCUGAGGAAGAAUUUGGGUUCGAUAAUCCAAUGGGUCUUCUCACAAUUCCAUGCAACGAAGAUGCUUUCAUCAGUCUCAUUACUCGCCUGACAGGAAACUGA